This is a messenger RNA of Caenorhabditis auriculariae, 5964 nucleotides long. Lineage: Eukaryota; Metazoa; Nematoda; Chromadorea; Rhabditida; Rhabditidae. The record is from the annotation of a GenBank genome assembly.
AUGAAGAGGCAGCACAGCGGCAAGGUUGGGCUUUUUAUUGAGUUCGAAGUCAUUUCGUCUUUUUUCAUUUUCUAGUUCGCCUUCAAAACCGCCCAUUUUUGUAAAUGAAAUAGUUCGAAAAUUUGAUCAAAUCGCAAAAAUUGUAGUCAUAAGAAGGGAAGUUUCUUCCACUUUCUGAACCGAGUUUUUCAUGAUAAUCGUCAAUUUCUUAUCCUUCAAAAAAUUCAGAAGGAAAAUUCUUUGUUAAACAGCCCAGUAUGAACUUUUUGAACAAGUUUUGGACUUAAAAGAACAUUUUUUGAAACGAAUUUUUGAUAGGCUGACCACGCCUCUAAUUUUCGAAAAACUGAAAUUCGUUUCUGAGAAAAUCAUUUCAAAUUCACGGCUAGCUUGGGAAGCUAAGGGAGCGUGGCCUGUCUGCGCUCUCCACGAGCCAGGCACUCUCGCGUGCAUUAUCGUGUCAGGACCCUUAUUUUCAUCAUGAAAGUAAUCUUUGAAUAAUCGGACAGGCCAAGGAUGAGGUAGAAGAGAUGAAAAAGCUUCUGGAGUGCGGCAGGAACCUUGAGAGGAACUUUUGGUCGUCGCUGGUCAAGAUUGACCCGCCUUUCGGGGAGUUCGGCCUUCGGCAGGACAUCAGUCGGAUGUUCGAACACGGGCUCCACACGGACUUUUCCGUCGUCGUGGAGGACCAGGUCAUCCACUGUCACAAGUGUGUUCUUGCUGCCAGGUGCGUGACCUGUCGGGCAGAACAAACAUCUUUAUUUUUGUUCAACAGUGUGAAUAUUGCAUUUAUCUUAAGGCAAACAUUGUACCGAGUUCGAAGUAAUUUAUGCGACUUCCAUAUUGACUUUUUGUUAUUUUAAAAUUAUUGCGCAGAAUCUUCAGAACUCUUAAAAAAAUUGGCGACGAAAUUUUCAUUUAGCAAUAUUUAAAAAAAAAAACCUCUUUCUUAUAUAAAAUGAAAAUUUAGUAUUCUCACUUCUCAUUAGAGAAACGCUUUGUAUGACUCAAUCCGCGCCAGCUUGUCACGAUUUUCGUUUUUCUCGGAGCUACAGAACCCCUUCCUUCUAUGCGCUGGGCGUUUGUCUUGCAUGCGCCUUUAAUAUAACGGAAUUUUCAAGCCACAAAAAGGAGUAUGUUCAGAAAUAGACCGGGCUUUGAACGGAAUAAUUUUUUUCAGCUUCACGGAAAACAAAUCGUGACAAAGCUGGCGCGGGGGCAUAUUACAGUAUAGCCCCCCGCAUAUGUUGGAUAUCACCCCCCGCGACACGUUCGAACAAGCCCCCCACACUUAUCCAAUAUAGCCCCCCGGAACUAUCCAGUAUAACCCCCCCACACCGAAAAAAAAGGUCAUGCAACGAUCACGCAGGACACGUGUCAGAGCUUCCAUUUUUUUAAUUUAUUUUCUAAUUUUUUUCGUAUCAUUCGUCGUUCUUGGUUGUUUCAAAUGGUUUUUUUGUAUUUUUCGCAUGUAAAUUCGUGUUCUUUUUGUGAAUUUAAUAAUUUUUUUGUGAUUUGAUUUGUAGAUCAUGGAAGAAAUCAGGUCGCUGACCGAGUUUCAUGAGAAGUUCAAGUCAGACAAAGAAGUUUACGGGUACGUCUCGCCGAGAUACGUACGAAUAUCAUAAAAUUAUGGGGCUCUGACCACUUAGAAAAAUUUAAGAUGAACUUUAUUAGUUUUCAAUAAAGUAAUUGUUCUGAGGAAUAGAAUUUUUUGCUUUUUCUUUUCAUGCACAUUAAUUAAUAAAUUACUUAGGAAAAUAGGCUUAGUUUUAAGGCUUCACACGGAGGCGGAGCGCGCAUAGCGCGAAGCCGACUGUGGCUCGCUUCGAAAAAACUGAGCCACAGUGAACAAUUCGUCAAAUAAAUAAAAUACUUGACAUGGAGGGGGGUCAUUCUGAAAUAGAGGGGGCCAUUCUGAAAUGGGAGGGGGCCAUUCUGAAAUGGAGGGGGCCAUUCUGAAAUGAGAGGGGGUCAUUCUGAAAUGGGAGGGGGCUUGUUCGAAUGAGCUCUGGGGGGACUAUUUCAAAGCCGUGCGGGGGCAAAUAUGAAAGAUUGCCUAGGCAUUUCAGAAUCGCCCCCCGUUUUUGUACUGCGGGGGGCCAUUCUAGAAUACAUAUUCACCCCCCGCGUUCGAUUCCCCACAUGAAGUCCUCUUAUUUUACCCCCCGCAGAUCGGAACUUGGCUUGGUGGGGGGCUUGUUGGAACGCGGGGGGCAAAAAUCAGUGGGGGGGGCGAUUCUGGAAUUUUUCCCCUGGCGCGGUAUGGGAUAUUUUUUUCGGGAAAGGUCCUUUACAAUACGAAAAAAAUAGUGUUUUUUUUUAAAAGAAAAUAUUCCGUGAUUUGAGUAUAAUGGACUCAUUUUCAGAUCACCAGUCUUCUGUAGAAUGCUGUCACAUCCCGAGACGGCAGAAGGAGUUUUGGUCAGUUAUUUUUCAAUAAAGUGUAGUCAAAAAUGAUUUUUGGACGAGAAAUUCUGAACUUGGUACGUUUUUGAAGAUUAUUUUUCUGAAUAAGAGUCGAAAAAAAGUUUGGAGUGAUGCGUUUCGGUUACGAGAACGUUGAAUUCUGUGUUCUCAUGUUUUUUUUAUUUCAUAGGACUCCUACUCCACAUUUAUCUGAAAGAAUUCAACUUUUGUGAAGCUCAUCGCUGAAAAAGAGCUUUAAAAAAGGAUUAUUUUUCUCAUUGACUUUGUUUAUUUCGCCCACAGACCAAUAGAGGGGAAUCACUUCGAAGUUUUCAAAUUUUUUUAAGGGUAUGGUGGAGAUCAAUGACAUGGAGUACAAGACGGCAAUGGAAAUGAUGCGGUUCAUCUACCGCGGGACGAUUUCGGACGACAAGGACCUCUACAAGAAGUUGAUGGCGGCGGGCGACAAGUACGAGCUGGAGGACCUCAAGCAGUACUGCGAGAGAAGGCUCGCCCGAACUAUUUCCAUCGGCAACGUCAGCGAGAUGGCCGCGUUCGCCGACCUCCACUGCGCCGGACACCUUCGUCGGGCCGUUGUCAAGGUAUUUGAACCGGGAGAAACGAACAGUAGGAGUAAUUAACACGCUGUCUCUGUAACUGUCAAAAACAACGGGUACAAAAAAAAAAUUUAUUUUUUGAUUCUGAUGAAACUUAUUCCAGUGUGAUAACCAAUCAUCAGAAAUGCGGACGCAACUUUUUGAGCCAUUUCUUCCUACUGUAGCCGGAUUACGGUAGGCAGGUGGGCACCUGCGUAUCUAAGUAUUGAAGAGUUUUACUAGGCAAGUGAUAUAUAUAUCGAUAGGUAAUCAAAUUUUAAGAACUUUUACAGUACAUACCAUUUUAGGUUACUGUAGGAAUUUUUCGAGUUACGGUAAUUUUUUUGUGUUUGUAAAGUAGGUUUUUUUCGGUCACCCUGGUCGUGGGCGUAGAAUCGCAUCGUAAUUACUCACAUGGAAUAUGUCUUGUAGUAUGUUCUAAACAAUGCCACAAAAAAAAGUUCGAAUUUCUAAACCCGUCAUCUCGAGAUUUCACUCCGAACGCGCGCAACUUGGCACUUGGCGGCCAGGGUUGGUCGGGGUUGACGAUUUUUCACAUUUUUCUUUUGUUAGAUAUUGGUGUAAACCUUUUUUAGAUUAUAACUACAGUAUGUUUUGUAACAUUCAAAGUGGUUUGAAGAGAUCUGUACGCUACAUAUUUGGCCGAAACUUUGUUUUGAACUCUACUUUCGCUUGAAAGAACGCGAUUCGCUUUGAAAAGAUGGGUUUUUUAAAAUUUCCGGCAGUCCCGCAGUUUCCAAAGCUAUCAAUUAUGUAACUGACAUAUUCUAUGUAAAAAUUUAUAUAGUUUUUUUCAAGUUUUACCGUACCCGUCCAACCGAAAUUUAGCUUUGAACUUAUUAUUGGCCUAAAAAAGCAAUAUUUACUUUGAAAAAACCGGUUUCUGAAAAUUUCCAACUGUACCGCUAUUUCCAAAGCUAUCAAAAAUGUAGCUGACAUCUUCAAGGUGCACAUUCAUGAGACUUUGCUUGACUUUUGUCGAACCCGUCUGGCCUAAAGCUCUCUUUGAACCCUAUUUUGGCUUCUUCGGCGGGUUUGAGGUUGGACUUUUUUUGGCAGCUGAAUUUCUGUUAGGCUUUUUUUUGCAUAAAAAUGUUACUUCUUGCGAUGUACGGAUGAGAAAGAAGCUACGAGGCUCAUGAAUGUGCACCUUGAAGAUGUCAGCUACAUUUUUGAUAGCUUUGGAAAUAGCGGUACAGUUGGAAAUUUUCAGAAACCGGUUUUUUCAAAGUAAAUAUUGCUUUUUUAGGCCAAUAAUAAGUUCAAAGCUAAAUUUCGGUUGGACGGGUACGGUAAAACUUGAAAAAAACUAUAUAAAUUUUUACAUAGAAUAUGUCAGUUACAUAAUUGAUAGCUUUGGAAACUGCGGGACUGCCGGAAAUUUUAAAAAACCCAUCUUUUCAAAGCGAAUCGCGUUCUUUCAAGCGAAAGUAGAGUUCAAAACAAAGUUUCGGCCAAAUAUGUAGCGUACAGAUCUCUUCAAACCACUUUGAAUGUUACAAAACAUACUGUAGUUAUAAUCUAAAAAAAGGUUUACACCAAUAUCUAACAAAAGAAAAAAAUGUGAAAAAAAUCGUCAACCCCGACCAACCCUGGCCGCCAAGUGCCAAGUUGCGCGCGUUCGAGUGAAAUCUCGAGAUGACGGGUUUAGAAAUUCGAACUUUUUUUGUGGCAUUGUUUAGAACAUACUACAAGACAUAUUCCAUGUGAGUAAUUACGAUGCGAUUCUACGCCCACGACCAGGGUGACCGAAAAACCUACUUUACAAACACAAAAAUUACCGUAACUCGAAAAUUCCUACAGUAACCUAAAAUGGUAUGUACUGUAAAAGUUCUUAAAAUUUGAUUACCUAUCGAUUGAUAUAUCACUUGCCUAGUAAAAACUCUUCAAUACUUAGAUACGCAGGUGCCCACCUGCCUACCGUAAUCCGGCUACAGUAGGAAGAAAUGGCUCAAAAAGUUGCGUCCGCAUUUCUGAUGAUUGGUUAUCACACUGGAAUAAGUUUCAUCAGAAUCAAAAAAUAAAAUUUUUUUUUGUACCCGUUGCUUUUGAAACUUUUUGAAAAUUACAGAGACAGCGUGUUAAGCUCUUUUGAGAAUCUUUUUGAGAGGGUAUAUUUCUAAAGCGGAAGGAAAGCUAUAGCUGAUUAACGGCUUGCUUGAGCCAUCGAAAAACGGGUCCUGACACGAUAAGAAGAGACAGUGCCUGGUUAAUAGAGAGUGCCGAGAGCCUUUUUGCGUUCUAAGUCAGCCGUGAAUCGGCUAUACUUCAUUGAAAGCAGGUCUUGGCAUAUAGUCUGACCAGUUUUUGAAUGUCAAUUCAUCGCUCAAACUCCGCCCUUUAUGCGUGGAUCGAACCAAUCAGAGAGCGGGCCUUCUACAGAGCGUUGUUGGGGGCGGAGUUUGCUGCUUGACAUUGAAAUUAUAAACAGACCAUACUGCUUUCAUGGCGGGGUAAAACGUGAAAAUCAAGCGUGAAAUGUAAUACGAAAGUAUCGAAUUUACACGUUUUAGUAAUAUUGUAUUCAAUAUCAGUUAAAAAAGACAAAAAAAAUUUGAAAAAACAAAGAUUCUCUUUGAGAAAUGGCGAAAACUUUUCUCAAAAAAAAAAAGCUAUUCUGAAAAAAAUUUAAAAAUUAUUUUUUUAAGCUCUUUUGCUUUUUUGUCGAUUUCGUUCAACUUAAAAGUUCGGGUUCUAUAUUUUAUGUGUAGAAAAGAAGAGCUUGCUUUGAGAAAGUUGAACUGUCAAAUAACUGCUUUUUUGUACUUUUCAAAGCCUAAAAGAUGCUCAUCACAUCAUUUUCCAUUUUUAGUAUCCAAACUUACAGUACAUCGCAAAUAACAUGCAGCUGGUCGCUGAAAACCAAACUUUCUAUGAGAUCGUCUCAAACAAAGAGCUGGUCAAGGAUGUCCUCAUUCAAGCUUCCUCACAGUUUUGA